CGAGGGCGAGUCGGCUUCUUGCGACACGAACUGCUCCGGAAAGCAUCUAGAAGCCUUUUGUCCUUCGAGAAACCGAUAGGUCCACUGAUGGCGCCAAACGAUGAUGACACUGCAGCUGCAAGGCGUCCACUCGGAGAUGACAUCGAGGGCGAUAUUAUGAGGUUCUCCGAGUUGGACUUUGCGAGGCUUGGGCUGGCAACAGAGCUCAACAAUCACCCCCUUGGUGCUGAUAAGCAGAACCACUUCCUUCCCCUACAACCGUCCUACCCGGAUCGACAGUCAUCAAACACAAGCUUGUUGACUCAUAAUAUCACAAACUUGGCUUCUCCGUCAGUUCCAGGGGCCCUUCCACCUACAGUGUCUCAGGAUCUAUCCCUCGACUUCCAACCGUUGGAUCCCGCCCUAUCAUCCACAAGCCUCUUGCCAGAUCCCUCACGGUCAGAAAGCAGGGGAAGAUCUGGAAGAUCAACACGACACUCGAACUAUGUCAACUCGUGUCAGCAGCCUGGUCUUCCACGACGAAGGAGUCGAUAUCUCCGUCAACAACCCCAAACCUCCACCGAGCCGAUAGCAAUACCCACCCUGAACAGGUCAACAGAUAGUGGUUUGGACCCUAUGCAAAGAUGGCAAGAUUCGCCACCAGAGGCCGAGCCAGCAUCGCUAUCCGCCAUUGUCGAUGCGCUGGAAAAGACACCACUGCGGAGUCGCUCUUCGGCUGGAAGCCCCGGCAGUCAACACUUUGGCAGUCGAGCUGCCUCGACAGUCAGUUUCGGAAGCGGAACAAGCUGCUCUUCAGCUUCCGUUGCAUCCGCCAGCUCUAUAACACACCGAAAUUCAUCCCGCGGACGAGUUACGAAACGAACGAGAACGCCGGCUGCAAAGGGCAAAGAACCGGGAAAGAGAGUCUUUCCUUGCACGUUCUGCUGCGAUUCUUUCAAGAGCAAGUAUGACUGGGCGAGACACGAAAAGUCACUUCAUCUUAACCUUCAAGGUUGGCGAUGUACACCUUUCGGAGGGACCGUCGUGUCUCCCAGCACAGGGAGGAGUCAUUGUGCUUAUUGCAGCCUUCUUGAUCCGACGCCAGAACAUCUCAGUUCCCACAAUCAUGAGAACUGUCAGAACUCGGAUUCAACUCACUUCUUUAGCCGCAAGGACCAUCUCGUUCAGCAUCUGAGGCUUGUCCACCACGUUCAGACAAUGCCCAUCAUCGACUCGUGGAAGGUUGAAGGACCACCUGUGUCAUCAAGAUGUGGCUUUUGCAGUAUCCAGCUGCAUACUUGGCAAGAGCGCGUUGAUCAUCUUACAAAACACUUCCGAGCUGGAGCAACUAUGGAUAGCUGGAAAGGAGAGCAUUGCUUCGAGCCUUCGAUCGCUGCGCAGGUCACCAACGCCAUACCGCCGUAUCUCAUCGCAGCCGAGUCCCGAGCUCUAGUGCCGUUCUCUAGCACUGAUCCAGGCACCAAGGACCACCUGUCUCAAAUCAAGCAUGCAACCCAGCAGAGUUUGGGACAGUGGGACGAUGGAGGUGCUGUGGCAAUGAGUGGCUCGGAGCCGUCCCCUCAGUCAAGCACCCAGCAAGGUUCAUUAGAUGGCGUCCACGAGAGUGCACCCCCGAUGAUGUACCCCGACGUCCUAGCUUUACAUCUCGGCCGCUACGCCCAAGAAAAAAUGAAGCUCGGCAUCAUUCCAACAGACAGGAUGUUUCAGGAGGAGGCGAGGAGGAUCAUGUUUGACUCAGUGGACCCGUGGGAUCAAACCAUUGCCGACAACGACGACUGGCUGUCAUGCUUCCGCAGUCGCCAUCUCAGAGAUGCACCAGGCAGUGGAGAGAACUCGGCGUCCUAG
Messenger RNA from Fusarium falciforme, 1845 nucleotides. RefSeq names its product C2H2-type domain-containing protein. The coding region runs from base 88 to 1845 and encodes 585 amino acids. The record is from RefSeq and is a predicted model, not a curated record. The transcript has 2 exons. NCBI's taxonomy places the organism in Eukaryota, Fungi, Ascomycota, Sordariomycetes, Hypocreales, Nectriaceae.